Molecule: messenger RNA, 2072 nt
Organism: Drosophila innubila
Lineage: Eukaryota; Metazoa; Arthropoda; Insecta; Diptera; Drosophilidae
Exons: 1
Coding region: 352-606 (84 amino acids)
Source: RefSeq, a predicted model, not a curated record
UUUUUCGAAAUUAGUUCUAGUGAGUCUGUGAAAGUGUGAGCGACUAUCGGACGACGGCGACGACCACGACAAUUACGAGGAGCAGAAACGACUUUACUUUGAGUUUCGUUUUAUUUCGUGCACACGCGCGUUCAACGAGCAGCCCACACACCACACACCACAAACCACACACAACAUACAACAUACAACGUACAACAUUCAACAUCUUCACAAUUCAACAAGCGGAUCAACUGGGCAAAGACUAUUUAUUGAAUAGAGAUCAAUUGGAAAUUCAGAUACAGAUCGCACGACAUUCUCAUUGUCGAGCAUUGAUCGAUCGAUCGUCGAUUCUAUAACUAAAACACGUGCAACAUGUCGCAUCAGUGCAGCUGCGGUCGCGAUCUCAACAACAACUACGUGUCCUAUACGAGUGCAUAUGCCAAUGCGAAUGCGGGCCUGGAUCGGGACGCCAACGCGAAUUCAAGCAGCAAAAACAGCAGCGCACAUCACACACAGCUGACGGCCAAGGUGAUGUUUGGUACAGUGGGCGCCAUCAAGGAACUACGCGACAAGGAGCAACAACAGUCACGGCAUGCGGCGACGCGCGCCGGUGAGCGACGCAACUAAUAGUGGGCGGACGGCGGACAUCGGACUAUGGACUGCAGACUGGGCGUGGCAGUCAGUGAUGUCCACCAGGCAGUCCGGCAGGCAGCAGAGUUGUCGAGUUGUCGAGUUUUCGAGCUGUGUAAUCCGAGUGCUGUGCGAAAAUUCCAGAUCAGGCGGAAUACAAAUUUUUGGAAUAUGUUUACAUGUCUGUCUGCCUGUCGCGGACUCGGGCCCAGCCCGGGGACUCAUGUUAGAGGCUUCAAUGUGUUUAGGAAGGGGCAACGCAAUUGUUAGGCAAGUGUGCAGAAAGAGUUGAAUUUAAUUACAAGAAACCAGAAAUCACAUUCCGUGCUGUUAAAUGGUUUUUCCAAUACCAUUAAAAUCCUAACCGAAUUCCAAAACACAUCACAAACAACUCUUUUGCACACAAACACUCUCGAUUGUUUGCGGUGUUUCUAUAUCUGUAUCUAUAUCUGCAUCUAUCUUUCUCUCUCUCUCUCUCUCUCUCUCCAUUGGAGUUACCCUCAGUAGACAACAACUAAAUAAUACGUUUUUUGCCUGAUUUAAAACAUUGAUCUUUUCAAUUUUCCAUUAUAUUUUGUUGCUAGUUUCAAAUAGUUUCUCCAUGGAUUUCCCUCAUUUAUGAGUAAGCUUUGCUCAAUUUUCUGAUAUUGGUCAAGAAUAAAAUUUGCAAAAGGCUUUUUUAAUGGAAGUCUCAUUCAAAUGAGGAUAAAUUUAUACUUGUAAAUUGUUUAUGAUAUUUAUAACUACACAUAAUAUUUUAUAGUGCAAUACUUUAGUUAUAUACUCAUACACACACAUACGCAGAUAUGCAUAGCUUUAAGUUUGUUUUACAUAUAAGUGCGACUCUCACACAAACACACACACACAUAUAUAUAUAUAUAUUUACUCAUAUUUUACAACAAAUUUUCGAUUGUGCCUUGUCACUUUUUGUGGGCCGCAUCUGGAGAUUUCCAAGCACAAGUCGCAGUCGAAGUCUUUCACAUUCACACACACACUCACACACACACAAAAAUAUUAUAUAUAUAAUACUGAUAAUUUGAUAAUUAUACGAGUACUAAACUCUGGCUACAGCUGAUAUCGUUCCUUUUUAUGAACAACUUGGAAUGCAAUUGACUAGGAAAACAAAUCAAUAAAAACAAAAAAAAAAAAAGAAAACUAAAACAAAUACAAAUACCAGAAAAGAGCUGAUGUUAGCUUGCUCAAGUGAUUUUUAGUAAAAUGGAAACGUAUCUUAAUUGGCUAACUGAAAAAUAAUCGAAAUAAUGUUACUAAACUGACCGUGAACUUUUCGGAAAUAGCUAAACAUUAACAGGACCUGGGAAAAUGUCUGCAUAUAUGUAUACAUAUGUACAUUAUAUUUAUUAUACCUAAUAAUUUUACGAUAUGUAUGUACUGUCUAUUUAUAACGUUAAACUUAGCAUAACACUCAAGAAAUGCAAAUAAAAUCCCAACUUUUUAAUCAA